AUGGCUACCAAAAGUUUUCAUCUUAUGGGCGAGGACCCUUCAACGGCGCAGCAGAUCGAACUGCCUGCGUCCCUGGAUGAGCAAGGUCUCCAGCAUUUGAUAGCGUCGCAUUUUGCAAUUGUUGAUCCCAGUGGAAUUGGCUUUGUCACUGACUCUGAGGCUUUGCCAACUGUCGCUGAUGUUCUCGCUGCUGAUAACAUCUCCAUCACCAUCGAUGGAAAGGCUGUCCGUGAGGUCCCUGGCCCCAAGGGUCUGCCCCUUCUCGGCAACUAUUUCGAGGUGUACCCCGACCAUUUGGGUAACCACCAGCGCUUGUUUGAGAAAUAUGGUCCCCUCUUCAAGACGACAAAUAUGGGUAGCACCAUUUACCACACAAACGACCCCAAGCUAGCCACCAUUGUUUUCGCAGAGACCGACUUUUUCUCCAAGCGAAUCAUCGAUGGUCACCCUUUGCAUCCUAUCAAGAACAAGGAAGCCGGUGUUUUCCUUGGUGAUACUGACACCGAGGAGUGGAAGGAGGUUCACAAGUUUUUGCCCCCUGCUCUUGGUCCCAAGGCCGUGCGACACUACGCUCCCACCAUGCAAAAAACUGUCGAGGAUGCCUUCAAGGUUUUUGACGAACUUGAUGAGCGUGACGAGGCCUGGAACGUGUAUCCCUACAUGCUGAAGCUCGGAGCCCAGGCUGUUGGGAAGUUGGUCCUCGGCAUGGAUUUCCAGCACUUCACCUCUCCUGAUGCCCGACCUCAUGCGAUGGUGUUGAGAAUUGCGCAGUCUCUUGAGUUGAACAAGAAGAUCACCUCAAUGGGUAGCUGGUACAAGAACCUUCCUUUCGGUGACCCUCAGCGUCUGCGAGAGGCCCGUGCUCAUAUGGAGGCUAUGAUGACAGAAUCUGUUGCCAACGCUGCCAAGGGCGACGGAGAUCUGGAACUUCAGGAUGCUGCUGUUGAAGCCGAGAACAUGGUUGACUAUGUCCUUCGUGCCAGUGAUAGCAAGGGUAACAAGCUUCCUCGUGAACGUAUCAUGGAGCCUCUUGUCGUUGCUACCGGUGCCGGUUUCACAACAACCAGCUCUCUUCUGUCUUGGCUUUUGUAUGGCCUUGUUGCCUACCCUGGCAUGCAAGAGCGACUUUUGCAGGAGAUGGUUGACAACGGAUUUGACGAGAACACUCAGAUCACCGCUGAGUUGACCAACAAGCUCACAUUCCUUGACAAGUACAUCAAGGAGACCCAACGCCGCCACAACCCCUCCUACCAACCCGCCAGAACUUCAGCUGUCGACAUGAUUCUUCCUGGCGGUUACAAGCUCCCCAAGGACUCUAUCGUCAUUCCCGCCCUCCACCACAUCCACAACAACACCAAGAUCUGGGACAACCCUGCUCUGUUCGACCCCGACCGCUGGGACACCGACCGUGUCAAGAACCGUCCCAAGGAUUCUUACAUCCCCUUCGCAACCGGUCCUCGUAUGUGUAUUGGCUUCAACUUUGCUCUUCAAGAGGUCAAGGUUUUCCUACCCAAGCUCGUGUACCGAUACAAGUUCAGUCUUGCUCAAGAUGGGCCUGUGGAAUAUGAUCCCAUGUUCCAGUUGAUUCGCCCGAAUAAUCUGUACGUUAGAGCUGAGAGGAGAAUAAAGUGGCCAUCAAAGAGCGAUUAG
This is a messenger RNA of Fusarium coffeatum, 1650 nucleotides long. RefSeq lists its product as uncharacterized. The record is from RefSeq and is a predicted model, not a curated record. The coding region runs from base 1 to 1650 and encodes 549 amino acids. The transcript has 2 exons. NCBI's taxonomy places the organism in Eukaryota, Fungi, Ascomycota, Sordariomycetes, Hypocreales, Nectriaceae. Gene Ontology annotation, molecular function: heme binding; oxidoreductase activity, acting on paired donors, with incorporation or reduction of molecular oxygen; monooxygenase activity.